AUUGAACCUCCCCUGAUUUUUGAGUGUAACCAGGCAUGCUCCUGCUGGAGGAACUGCAAGAACCGGGUGGUGCAGAGCGGCAUCAAGGUACGACUGCAGCUCUACAGGACAGCCAAGAUGGGCUGGGGGGUCCGCGCCCUGCAGACCAUUCCUCAGGGGACCUUCAUCUGCGAGUAUGUGGGGGAGCUGAUCUCUGAUGCUGAGGCCGAUGUGAGAGAGGAUGAUUCUUACCUCUUCGAUUUGGACAACAAGGAUGGAGAGGUGUACUGCAUCGAUGCCCGUUACUACGGGAACAUCAGCCGCUUCAUCAACCACCUUUGCGACCCCAACAUCAUCCCUGUCCGGGUUUUCAUGCUGCACCAAGAUCUGCGGUUU
Messenger RNA from Elephantulus edwardii (Cape elephant shrew), 375 nucleotides. RefSeq names its product histone-lysine N-methyltransferase EHMT2-like. Gene Ontology annotation, molecular function: p53 binding; protein-lysine N-methyltransferase activity; histone methyltransferase activity. The transcript is spliced from 4 exons. NCBI's taxonomy places the organism in Eukaryota, Metazoa, Chordata, Mammalia, Macroscelidea, Macroscelididae. The record is from RefSeq and is a predicted model, not a curated record. The annotation marks the transcript as partial.